GGGACAGUGGAAGGUGUCCCUGCCCAUGGCAGGGGGUGGCACUGGAUGAACAUUUGUGUCUUGCUCCUGUCACUAAACAGUGUCUUUUUAGAAUCCUUUAUCUAGUACUUAGAUGAGAUUCAGCUUCUUAUGUAUUGGGGGUUUUUAUCUUCUGGGAAAAGGAAAGUUAGAAAAGGCUUCAACAGAAGACUCCUCAGACUGUCUGUGGGUUGGACCCUGUGCUGAGGGGUGGGGUGGCUCAGUGCAUAAACUUGGCUUCAGCUAGAAGAGGACACCUAAAACCACCAUGGGAACACCUGGGACGUGCCAGAGGUGAUUUCUGAGCCCCAAAAAAGUGGUUUUGGUCAACGAGCAACACGAUUGCGCAGAGCUGUCCAUUGGCUGCUGCUUUCAGAUUGGCACAUUGUCAUGUUUGCAUUUUAUAGACACAGGGUAUUUAAUCAAAAAACGGAUGGAAGGAAGUUGCCAACUUCUUUCCUAUCAGUGGCACAUCACAAGACUCUAAAUUUAGCUGUGUGUUUCCAGAGGGGAAGUGGUGUAAGUCCACAAGUCAGCUGAGCAGCACUGAGCUCCUGCCGAUGGAAGUGGAAUUUGGUUCUGAUUUUGUUCCGCCCAGCACAGCCCUGACCCUCUGCUCCUCCCCGUGCCCUGCUCUGGCAGUCAGCAGCUCCUCGGCACCGUACUGUGGUCAGAAACAUCUCAAUUCAUUUUCAGACAUCCUCUUUUAGACUUAGCCCUUGCUUUGUGUUCAAAAACCGCACCCUUUCCCAGUGGGGUCACUUCUGUUUUAUGAGGAAAAAGAGCCGGGGAACUACAUCAUGAGUGCGUCAGACUUUUUCUGCAAGGACAGCAGUGAGGAAAGAGUGUGUAAGUAUCUGCCCUCUCCCAGCAGCUGUAGCAGGAGAGCUCUGGGCUCGGGGAAAUCCUCCUCGGACCCGACUGGGCUUGGUAAGUUGGGCUUUUUGUGCCUUUCUCUUUUCCUUAUACUUUGUUCCAGAACGCGGGAACCACUUGCUUUAUUCGGAGGGGAUCCGUUUUUCCAAGGUUACCAUAUUUUAGCUCUUCACAAGCACUUUCAAAGCAAUAAACCAAAAUUUAUCAGCAGGGAAGGAGCUGGGUACCUUGAGCUCCUACAGACCAGGAUAAGGACCUGGUUACCCACAUCCUACAAGGCACACAGCAUUCCAAGUUCCAUCGACCUUUAGCAAGAUUUGGACUGCCAAGUAUUCGUCUUUUUUUGGAGAUUGGUUUACCAAGUCCCUGAAGUGCUGAAGAAAGUGUUGCCCUGCUUUUUGCAUAUGUAAAUAACUCUGUAGAUAACCAGGUCUCCUGCCUUUCCUGCCUGUUUUGGCCUCAAAAUUCCAAUAUUACUUUCAGCUUCAGGGAGGGAACAAUAAAAAACCCCAAAAUAAAGAACCCCACAAAAAUAAAAAAUCAAACAGUUGUGCUGUACUAACGUGUAAAUUUCAGGGGGAAGGUGAAAAUUUCUGUCUCGCAAAUAACUGAAGUUUUAGAAUAUCUCCUGGAAGGAGCACUGGGAUUGAAAAGUGACCCAGUGUAGCGAGUUUCAAAUAUACCAGGGUGUACAGGCAUGGUGAAAAGUGUUGAGCCACAAGCACCCUUUGGGUAUGUGGAUACUUUGAUUAUGAGAGAUUAAAAGGAUAUUUGAAGAACUGAAUGAUUUUCUUAGGUUCAUGUUUCCCAUUCCUCCAUAAAAGCAGCGGUGAUGAUCUCUUCAGGGAGUUCAGGUCGGACUCUCAGUGUGAAGAUUCCCAUUGAUUUUAACAGUCAAUGAAUUGGAAAGGAAUGAUAAGGAAUCAUUAAAUGUAGUAAAUUAUUUUGAGCCACUUAUCUCUUCACUAUUAUCACUGUUGGGGAAGGCAAAUUAACUAUUUAUGUCUUUUAAGUUCAUCAUUAAGAGGGACUCCAAAUACAUUUGAUCUGCAUUUUGAAUACAGUUUUAUUAUACUUGCAGAACUCUCAGUAUCUUUUGAAGCUCCUUGGCACCUCACAGGAGGGCUCAAGUCAGAAACAACCUCUAAAUAUGAAUUUAAUCUUUAUUUCUUUUCUGUGUCACCUCUUUAGCUCUUGGAAAUUGUUGUCUUCUAAUGGAAAACAUUGAUUGAUUACUGAUGGUAUUGAUACUGACAAGUAAAAUGAUUUUGCUGAUUUUUACAGCUUAUAAAGUACAAUCUGUCCCAAGUAGCCAUGAUGCAGAAGAGACCUGGGAUGUUACAGAUGAAGCAGCUGAUUAAUGCCCUCCCUGUAUCUUCAGAAUGAUUUUUGUGGACAUGUCCUGGGGCUCCAUGGAACUCUGGUGAUCCCUGUUGCUCACACUUGUCACCAUGCUGGCAGAAGGCAUCCUAACGAGGCUCAUCUAUAAAGAAAGCUGUCAUCCAGAUAAGCCUCGCAAAUCUCCUGCAUCCCAAAAGGCUAAAGAGGGAAUCUGGAGACAGAAACUUGUAGACAUCCCAAAAAUUAAAGGCUUUGCUGAUGGAUGUGAGAAGCAGGGGGAGCUCUCUGCCAGAAGCAGCAAAGUGGAAGCCAGGAGCGGCCCUCGAUGGGGAUCCAUAGAAAAGGAGCCCUCAAAAGGUCAGGAAAUGCUGGCUAAAGGAACUGCAUCCCCAGCUUUACAUAUCCCCAAGAGAGGAGGAAGCCUAGACCGGGUGGAUUUGUACAGAUCCUGGCCAUGCAACAGCAUUUACCAGAACUAUCCUGACCUGCAGAUCGGGGGGGACUGUGUGGGGGGCCACACGUGUGACUCCGGCUGUGUCCUGGACCAUGUGUGGGAUGAACUUCCCGACGGCCCCGUCCUGCUCUCCAUAGAUAUUCCCCUAGGUCAGUCCCCCAUUCCGUGUGAGCAUCCCAAAAAUCCCAGUGUGAUGUCCCUGCCUGGAGAUGAAGCUGGAGAAAGGAGCAUUGUGCUCAGUGAGGAGCCUCUUUCCAACUCCACACUCAACAAGUACAUGGAAGCCAAAGUGGCAGAGCUCUACAAACAGUUUUUUGAAGAAAGCCUGGCCAGAUGUGGUUCCAUAACAAACCUCCUCGCUGGCAGCUGGAUAAGGAACAGCCUGGACCAGAUAAGUGUUCAGAUCUCCCAGGAGCAGAACAUAGAAACAUCCAAAGCCAGAGGAGCCCUCUUGCACUCGUUGGCUUUGUUCAGCUCCCUCAACGCUCCCAACAGGAACAGCUCUGAGUUCAGCACGCCAAACCUCCAAAUCUCCAACAUAGUGGGUGCAAAAUGGAGCUGCAGGAUGGACUUCACAUCCUGACUGAGCUGCUGAGCUCAGGAGAGGGAUGGGAUUCGGGUGUGAAUGUUUCACUCCAAGGAUUAGGUUGGGAAAUGGGAACAUUUACACACUACACUUGUUGUAAUUAAUAUUUUAAGGCUUAAACCCCUUUGGUAGCAAGGGAAGUAAAGGUCACUGUUUUCCAUUUUCUAAUGGAGAAUUUGAAAUUAAUUUCUCUCCAAAAUACUGGUUAAUUGUGUUUCUAUAAUAUAUAUAUAAUCAUAGAACUGUUGGAAAUGAGCACUGAGAUCAUCAAGUCCAACCAUUAACCCAGCGCCACUAAACCAAGUGCCACAUCCACAUGUGAAAGCAUUUAAUUUUCUGCAAAAUCAGCAAGCAAAGAUGACUGCAGCAUUCCUGAAAAAGUAGUGCAAGAUUCCUGCAUCUGCAUUUGGAAAUUUAAGUGCAGAUUUUGGUAUGGAAAUACUGUUGUUUAGCUUUCAAACACAUUUUCUCCCCUUGCUCUUGCUUCUCAGAAAAUAUUUCAGCUGGAAAUUACUCAUUAUGUCAUCACUGUAAAAUGAUAGAUGAAUUGGACUGUUACCUGCUCUGCAGAAGUUUUUUCUAAUAAAGUUUUUUUGUUGGGUGUU
Messenger RNA from Corvus hawaiiensis (hawaiian crow), 3880 nucleotides. RefSeq names its product TLR adapter interacting with SLC15A4 on the lysosome-like. The transcript is spliced from 2 exons. The coding region runs from base 2346 to 3272 and encodes 308 amino acids. The record is from RefSeq and is a predicted model, not a curated record. NCBI's taxonomy places the organism in Eukaryota, Metazoa, Chordata, Aves, Passeriformes, Corvidae. Gene Ontology annotation, biological process: regulation of toll-like receptor signaling pathway.